Penicillium samsonianum is the source of this 1608-nucleotide messenger RNA. Its product is annotated as DUF2417 domain-containing alpha/beta hydrolase. The record is from RefSeq and is a predicted model, not a curated record. Lineage: Eukaryota; Fungi; Ascomycota; Eurotiomycetes; Eurotiales; Aspergillaceae. Bases 1 to 1608 code for a protein of 535 amino acids. The transcript has 2 exons.
AUGUCACUCUGGGGUCGCAAAAACGACCAUAAGUCUACGGGGCCACCCCACACCCCAAAUGGGGAAGAACAUCGACAUGCGCCAGAUGCGCCAGAUGCGCCAGAGCAAAGAUUCGAAGAACCUACUGAGCGCUCAAGACUGCUCCCUGCAGAUAGAAACGAGGGGUUCCUAAGCCCAGAUGAUCCUGCAGUAUCGCCCUACAACCUAUGGAGCGUGCGCGCUGUGCGCGGCGUGUCAGUCAUCGCAUUGGUACUGAGCUUCAUAUGGUGGACAUUCCUGCUGGUUUCCUUAUUCGUCAGUCCACCGAUGAUGCACUCGCGGGGGUCGGGCUUCUUUGCCUUUUCAUAUACCACCCUGGCGAUAGGAUAUCUCGCCCUUGGACUGUUAUUCUUCGCAGUGCCAUCCAAGUCCAUAACUAUAUGGGCCAUUACGCUUGCUGUUCUGCUUUUCGUGGAUAUGUGUAUUAUCCUCGCUGUGCCGCGGAUCCGUCUUGAAGAGGGCUGGGUGGGGAUUGCUUCUGUCGUCUGGGUAGCUCUGAUCUCUAUCUACCAGGCCAUCCAAAACCAAGCGGUCGCUUGGGGUAAGAGGGAGGAGGAAGAGCGUCUUACUGGUCGAGAAGAGACUCGACGCUCGCUGCUGGAGUGGAUUGCUGUUUUUGCUGAAACAGUUUUACUGGCUGUAAUUGCGAUCGCGGCCAUCUUGUUCACGGCAACGCUGAUCUUGCGUGCUUUCGAUGCCGGGCUCAAGACUCCAGGUGAGCGUUACUUGGUGCAUGGGGAUACCUAUCAAGUUCAUCUCGCUUGUGUCGGGAACAAAACUGCAGAUAAAAAUGCACCAACGAUCCUUCUGGAGGGUGGAAAUGGGCCUGUCGAACAUACACUGCAACCCUUCAUCGACGAUGUAUACGGCCGUGACGGUAUCAGCAGAUACUGUUACUGGGACCGACCAGGAUUCGGAUGGUCCGACAACGCACCCUCGCCCCAUUCCGCGGGCAUGUCAGCGGACGUGCUAGCAGAGGCCUUAGCUCUUGCAGGAGAGACCGGUCCAUGGAUAGUCGUUUCCGCUGGCGUUGGCAGUCUUUAUUCGAGGCUAUUUGCCAGUCAUAAUAUUCUCGAAGUUCGCGGCAUCUUUAUGAUCGAUCCGCUCCACGAGGCAUACUUAGGAGACAUUGGGCGACCUGGUCGUGGGUUUUUGCUCUGGCUUCGUGGUAUCGUUUCUCCGCUAGGAUUGGAUCGACUUGCGGGCGCCAUUUUACGCGGCCGUUCUCGCCAGGACCGUGUUAUCGGACGUGCGGCUUACCAGUCUGGGAAAUACAUCAAAGCAAAGCUGCAGGAAAACCUUGUCGCUGUCACUAUGACUGCCGCUGAGAUACAGUCUUCUCGACAUAUCCAGAUGGGUCAUGCUCCUGUAGUUGUUGUGAGCUCUGGGCAAGAAGUUCAAAAGAAUUCCCAGUGGGCAGAGCGACAGGAGGAUCUGUCUCAUCUUACAGAUAACCUUUUGUCUUGGGAUAUUGUUGACGAUGCACCCCAUGAAGUAUGGAGGACCGGACAGGGACGGGAAAUAUUGGAAAGACGUUUGAAGGAGCUUGUCAAAAAAAGUCAGGGAUAA